CACAAACUGAAAUUAAACCUUUAUUUAAUACAAUCACCAACCUUUGCAAAGGCUAAAUCCGUAAAUGCAGCAUCUUUUAAGCUUUUACUUUCUGGUUAACCCCUUUUCAACUCUCCUUCCUUCUAUCCGAACUAAUUUAUUGAUGGAACGCACAAAUCAAUCACUAACAGAUUUUAGUAUCAUUGGAAUUUCCGCAUCUCAGUUAUACCUUUCUUCGAUUACACAUUUGCAUAAAUGAACAGCUAUUGGUGAUUUUUUUUUUUAAUUAUUGUGAUUUGUUGAAUAUCGCGGAGUUAUAAGCCGAUGGCAGCUACGACAGUGGCUACGGCGGCGGGGGCGGUGGUUCUGCUGUACUACGUCGUGAGCCGGCGGAUAUCAUCGGCGGCGGCGGCGGACGGAGAGGAUUCCAGCGGCGGCGAUUUGUCCGAGUCCAAGAGUCGAUCGGCCAAGAAGCGGCUGUCGCGGCGGCCGGCUCAGGCGCCUGCUACCUGGCUGGAGACGAUCUCCACGCUGUCAGAGACUCUGAGGUUUACGUAUUCGGAGACGUUGGGGAAAUGGCCGAUCGGCGAUUUAGCCUUCGGAAUUAAUUAUCUCAUACGGAGGCAGGGUAACCUACAAGUUGCAAGUGUAUAUGUAGAUGAAAACUCUGUGCAGCUGAAGGGCCCUGAAGUCAUCGGUCAAUUGUAUUACUACUUAAGACUGCUGACCCUCUGCAUGCUUUUCUCCAAAAAGCCCUUCCCCAUAUUCUUGGAAUCUGCCGGGCUAUCUGAGGCGCACGUCCUUCUUCAGAAGCCCAAAGCCGGUAUUCUGAAGCCUGCGUUUACAAUUUUAAGUGAUGAGGCCUCAAAGUGCUUCCUCCUCUUGAUUCGUGGCACGCACAGCAUCAAGGACACUCUAACAGCAGCAACUGGGGCUGUGGUCCCCUUUCACCACUCGGUUCUGGAUGAUGGUGGGAUUAGCAAUCUUGUAUUGGGCUACGCUCACUGUGGGAUGGUUGCUGCUGCUCGGUGGAUAGCCAAGCUGAGUACUCCGUCUUUGCUUAAGGCUAUGGAGCAAAAUCCUGAUUAUGAGGUGAAGGUAGCUGCCUGCAUGACAUGGGAACUGGCGGAAUCAGGGAAGCACUUCAUAACCACAAUAGUCAAUGGCUCUGACUUAGUUCCCACUUUUUCAGCUGCUUCUGUUGAUGAUCUUCGGUCAGAGGUAACAGCAUCAUCCUGGUUGAAUGAUCUCCGUGACCAAGUUGAGCGCAACAGAGUAUUGAAUGUCAUAUAUCGAUCGGCCACCGCUCUUGGGUCUCGUUUGCCGUCAAUUUCGAAUGCGAAGGCAAGGGUUGUUGGAGCUGGUGCAUUAUUAAGACCAGUCUCCAGCAGCACCCAGGUUGUGAUGAAACGUGCACAAGACGUAGCACUUGCAGUUGUAAAGACCCGAUCUUCCAUAUCCUCAUGGACAUGCAUGGGCCCCAGGCGUCGGCCCAUCACUCCUAGGUCAAAUCCGGAGAAAAUAAACGACCUACCCAACUCCCCUCUUAUAAUUUCGACAACAACAGAAUCUCUCACAACUGAAGAAGUUGUAACGAGCACAAAUCCCGAAUCAAUAAAGUCCGAAUAUUGUUCUUCUUCUAGCGCAAGUGACGACGAAGAGGACAAUCAUCUAAUGCAGGUCGAGAAAGUUGUCACCACAUCUACCACUAUCGAGGAAUUUACCGAAGGGCAAUUAUGGUAUGAACUGGAAAAGGAGCUCCAAAGGCGGGAAAACGAGCUCGACGAGGAAAUUCAAGAAGAGGAAGAAGCCGCGGCUAACGAAAUAAUGGAGGAGGAAAAAGUGUUUGCAGAUGCAGUCGAGAGCCACUCGCCAAUUUCCUAUACGGAUGAUAAUCAGAAAUUUUACCCUCCGGGCCAUAUAAUGCAUAUUAUAUGUGUAUCUAAUGAGGAGAGAGUCGGGAUUUACGAGACGCAUAGAGAGUUGUACAGCAAGCUUCGGCUGUCGAGGACGAUGAUCAACGAUCAUUACAUGCCAAUGUACAAGAAGAUGAUGGAGCUGUUGAUUAAGCAGCUGGAGGAGGAGUUGGAUUCUGGUCGUGUAGUUACGUGAUGGAGAGUGUAAGUGUGUUAUGUGGUGGUAAAAAGUGUGGAUUUUGGUUUGAUGUAUUAAUUUUUUUAUAUUAACGAUAUAUAUUUUGAGGCCUUUUAUGGAGUGGUGUGUAGAAUGUGGAUUAGUGAUGCUGUGGCUGUUGAUGAAUUGGGUGCGAUUCUUUACGAACUGGUUAGUUAAAGUAGAAAUAUACAUAUGCUGAAACGAUAUC
Molecule: messenger RNA, 2302 nt
Organism: Striga asiatica
Lineage: Eukaryota; Viridiplantae; Streptophyta; Magnoliopsida; Lamiales; Orobanchaceae
Source: the annotation of a GenBank genome assembly